AAAAAAAAACCACACAGACAUACAAAGCAGCUCUGAAAAUUUGAAAAGGAUAAAGAAGAAUUUCUGAAAAGCUGUUUAAAAUCUUAAAGUGGCUUUCAAUCCAAAAAAAAAAGAAGAAAACACAAGGACGUAUGUAUGUCACACUUGGAUUGUCAAAAUAAAUUUUCGAAAAAAAAAUGGCACACUUGGAUUGGAUUGGAUAGUUUGCUGAGAUUUUGAAAAUAGAGAGGUUUUGGAUAUUGUACCCAAAAUAAAUAGAAAAUACAAAUGUGGACUACAUAACUUUUACUGAACUCUUUCAUCUGUGUCUGUUUAACCUCUUGAGUAGAUUUGGAGUUGGUCAUUGGUGGGUCGUCCUCAUUGUGGUCUACAAAUCCAGAUUCAUCUUCAAAAUCGGGUCUCUAUUAUUAAUGGGUACUUGGGUAGUCUAGUCUUUGGAGUUUCUUGUAGAUUACAAGUUUCUGUUGCUUUCGUGGUUUGUUCAUGGUGGUUCUUUAAUGGGUUAUUAAUAUAUAAUUGUUUUUAGAGAGAUAGAGUGAGAGAAUUAGUGAGAGAAAGAGAGGAAGAUGGCAGAGAAACCUGAAGUUCUGGAGGCUGUUUUGAAGGAGGCAGUGGAUUUGGAAAACAUACCUGUUGAAGAAGUUUUUGAGAAUUUGAGAUGUAGCAGAGAGGGCCUCACUAGUGAGGCUGCUGAACAGAGAUUAGAGCUUUUUGGCCACAACAAGCUUGAGGAGAAGAGGGAGAGCAAAUUCUUGAAGUUUUUGGGGUUUAUGUGGAACCCUCUGUCAUGGGUUAUGGAAGCUGCUGCUAUCAUGGCGAUUGCCCUUGCCAAUGGAGGAGGAAAGCCUCCUGAUUGGCAAGAUUUUGUGGGUAUCAUUACCUUGCUUGUGAUUAACUCAACAAUUAGUUUCAUUGAGGAGAACAAUGCUGGCAAUGCAGCGGCUGCUCUCAUGGCUCGCCUCGCUCCAAAAGCCAAGGUUCUUCGAGAUGGAAGGUGGAGUGAGGAAGAUGCUGCUAUUUUAGUGCCUGGGGACGUAAUUAGUGUAAAACUCGGAGAUAUAAUUCCUGCAGAUGCUCGGCUUCUUGAAGGUGAUCCGUUGAAAAUUGACCAGUCUGCUCUCACGGGCGAGUCCCUUCCUGUUACAAAAGGCCCUGGAGAUGGUGUUUACUCUGGUUCUACUUGCAAACAGGGAGAGAUUGAAGCUGUGGUCAUUGCCACCGGGGUUCACACCUUCUUUGGAAAGGCUGCUCAUCUUGUUGAUUCUACUAACCAAGUGGGCCACUUUCAAAAGGUCUUGACCGCAAUUGGAAAUUUUUGCAUUUGUUCUAUUGCCGUGGGGAUGAUAAUAGAGCUUAUUGUGAUGUACCCCAUUCAAGACCGAAAAUAUCGCCCCGGGAUUGACAAUCUUCUUGUGCUUCUAAUUGGAGGAAUUCCAAUUGCCAUGCCCACAGUGCUAUCAGUGACAAUGGCUAUUGGUUCUCAUCGCUUAGCUCAGCAGGGAGCUAUUACAAAGAGAAUGACAGCAAUAGAAGAGAUGGCAGGAAUGGAUGUUCUUUGCAGUGACAAGACUGGAACUCUGACAUUGAACAAGCUUACUGUUGACAAGAACCUUAUUGAGGUUUUUACCAAAGGAAUAGAUGCCGACACUGUUGUUCUGAUGGCGGCUCGAGCCUCCCGUGUAGAAAACCAGGAUGCUAUAGAUGCUGCCAUAGUUGGGAUGCUGGCUGAUCCAAAGGAGGCACGUGCUGGCGUUCGAGAGGUGCAUUUCCUUCCCUUCAAUCCUACCGAUAAGCGAACAGCGUUGACUUAUUUUGACAGCGAAGGCAAAAUGCAUAGGGUUAGCAAAGGUGCACCUGAACAGAUUCUAAAUCUUGCACGCAAUAAGUCAGAAAUAGAGCACAGGGUUCAUUCUGUGAUUGAUAAGUUUGCAGAGCGAGGUUUGCGAUCACUUGCUGUAGCAUACCAGGAAGUCCCAGAUGGAAGGAAAGAGAGUUCUGGAGGCCCAUGGCAGUUCAUUGGUCUCAUGCCUCUCUUUGACCCGCCCAGGCAUGACAGUGCGGAGACAAUUCGAAGGGCUUUAAAUCUAGGAGUAAAUGUUAAAAUGAUUACAGGGGAUCAACUUGCAAUAGGAAAGGAAACUGGGCGCCGCCUGGGAAUGGGAACCAACAUGUAUCCUUCAUCUGCUUUGCUGGGUCAGAACAAGGACGAGUCUAUUGCUGCUUUACCAAUUGAUGAGCUCAUAGAGAAAGCAGAUGGUUUUGCUGGUGUUUUCCCUGAGCACAAAUACGAGAUAGUAAAGCGCUUGCAAGCAAGGAAACAUAUCUGUGGAAUGACUGGUGAUGGAGUUAAUGAUGCUCCUGCUCUGAAGAAGGCUGACAUUGGGAUUGCUGUUGCUGAUGCAACUGAUGCAGCUCGUAGUGCUUCUGACAUUGUCCUUACUGAACCUGGCCUUAGUGUUAUCAUUAGUGCUGUUUUGACAAGUCGAGCUAUAUUUCAGAGGAUGAAAAAUUACACUAUUUAUGCUGUUUCUAUUACAAUUCGUAUUGUGCUUGGUUUCAUGCUGCUGGCCCUGAUAUGGAAGUUUGAUUUUCCACCAUUUAUGGUGCUUAUCAUUGCAAUCCUAAAUGAUGGUACCAUCAUGACUAUAUCAAAGGAUAGGGUGAAACCAUCUCCGCUACCUGACAGCUGGAAGCUGGCUGAAAUUUUCACAACUGGCAUCGUUCUUGGUAGUUACUUGGCAAUGAUGACAGUCAUAUUUUUUUGGGCGGCAUACAAAACAAACUUUUUCCCUCGGGUAUUUGGAGUGCCAACUCUGGAGAAAACAGCUCACGACGACUUCAGAAAGCUUGCUUCAGCUGUAUAUCUUCAAGUGAGCACCAUCAGUCAGGCUCUCAUAUUUGUUACACGAUCUCGAAGUUGGUCCUUCGUUGAGCGUCCUGGGUUGUUGCUUGUGGUGGCUUUUGUGGUUGCUCAAUUGAUUGCUACUUUGAUUGCGGUUUAUGCAAACUGGAGCUUUGCUGCAAUUGAAGGAAUUGGAUGGGGCUGGGCUGGUGUGAUUUGGCUUUUCAAUAUCAUCUUCUACUUCCCGCUUGAUUUUAUAAAGUUCUUUAUUCGCUAUGCUCUUAGUGGGAGGGCAUGGGAUCUUGUUCUCGAGCAAAGGAUUGCCUUCACUAGGCAAAAGGAUUUUGGGAAGGAACAACGAGAACUUAAGUGGGCACAUGCUCAAAGAACUCUUCAUGGGCUGGACGUACCCGACCCCAAAAUGUUUAGUGACAAAACUAACUUCACUGAGCUUAAUCAGAUGGCUGAGGAAGCCAAAAGGAGAGCUGAAAUAGCAAGGUUGAGAGAACUAACCACACUGAAAGGUCACGUAGAAUCGGUGGUAAGAUUGAAGGGUCUCGAUAUAGAAACAAUUCAGCAAUCAUACACAGUCUGAGGAGAUGAUAUAUUCUAGAGAUGUAAUUCACUGGUGCCGAGACUAAAGACAUAUAAAUCAGCAUGUAGUUGUGAGUUACCCUUGAAAUAGCCAUUUCAAUUUGUGCAACUGUGCUUUCCAUUUUCAGAUCUCAGGAUGCCUGCAUCAGUUCUUAUUUGUUUAUGUUUUUUUUUUUGUUUUUGUUUUUUUGGUCAUGUCUUCCUUCACAUGUUUCUGCAAUACCCUAACUGGGAGGCAAGUACUGAUAAUGUUUAUACAAGAAAUGUUUUGGUCC
Molecule: messenger RNA, 3711 nt
Organism: Cornus florida
Lineage: Eukaryota; Viridiplantae; Streptophyta; Magnoliopsida; Cornales; Cornaceae
Product: plasma membrane ATPase 1
Exons: 21
Coding region: 567-3437 (956 amino acids)
Biological process (GO): regulation of intracellular pH; proton export across plasma membrane
Cellular component (GO): plasma membrane
Molecular function (GO): ATP binding; ATP hydrolysis activity; P-type proton-exporting transporter activity
Source: RefSeq, a predicted model, not a curated record